UUGUCAGUUAUCUGUCAAACAUAUAAUAACACAACAUCCUGAACAAAAACAAAUUUAUAGUCCCGUGAGAAAAUGUUAGCAUUAUACCUACAUUGAGAGCUAUGGUGAAGACGUGGGUGAUAUUUUUUAUGCUGCCAAUAUUGGUAUCAUGCGCUGGAGAUGGAAAUAUACACUUAAUGGAAGAAGAUGUUGCUGCAGCUCUAAAUAGUUGUACUCAAAUCCACGAUAAAGAAAAUUCCAAAGACAUAGGAAAACGACAUAGGCGAUUUGAUAUAGACAGUUACAACUACCAGAUACCACGCAUAGACGCUAAUACAAAAGAGGAUGUAAACCCAUACGUCCAUCCACGACGUAAUACUGAUUCUCUUGUCCAGAUGCACGUUUUAAAUGGCUCGGAUUAUGAUUAUACGGGAUAUGGAACUGGUGAUGAGGGAGAGAAAUUUUCUAAUUCUGUUCCCCGCCCUGUUAUGCAUAAUAAUUAUGAAAGUAAUGAUAAUCAUAGCAAUGCCGAAAAUCAUAGAGUCAAGAGGGACGAAAUGCUAAUAAAUAAACAUGACAAAGAUCAGUGCCUCAGUCAAUGUGUUUUUGCCAAUUUACAAAUGGUAGACUCAAAGGGUAUCCCCCGUGAAGCGGAAGUGUGGAGUAAAGUACAAACGUCAGUGACAUCUCAACAGUCACGUGUACUAUUACAGAACCAAAUUCGAGCUUGUUUUCAAGAAUUACAAUCUGAGUCUGAAGAUAAUGAGUGUUCUUAUUCUAACAAACUAGAACGUUGUCUGAUGCUCCGUUUUGCUGACAGGAAAGUAAAUUAGACCCAAAAGAAUUCAUCAGCAACCAACUCAACUUCAAACAGAAACUGAAUUAUUAUGGCAGAGCUGUAACAGUAUAUUAAAUAUAUCCGAACAAACUUGUAUUUCACUGCAUUGAUUUAAUUAAUAUUUCAUAGCCUGUCCGUGAUGUUUUCGAGAAACAUUUAUAAUAUUUGUUUUAAAAGUUUUUAUGAAUCACGAACAACUUGUAGUUUUAAGAUAUUUCUGUGUACCACUAUGUUUUAAUUAUU
Nymphalis io (European peacock) is the source of this 1060-nucleotide messenger RNA. RefSeq names its product odorant-binding protein 59a-like. Bases 102 to 812 code for a protein of 236 amino acids. The record is from RefSeq and is a predicted model, not a curated record. The transcript has 5 exons. Lineage: Eukaryota; Metazoa; Arthropoda; Insecta; Lepidoptera; Nymphalidae. Gene Ontology annotation, molecular function: odorant binding.